ACGCGCCCUCUUGUCCUAUCAUAGAAAGCACGUAACUGCAAACAAGAGUUUACGUAGAGACCACCCACAUUGCGUAAAUACUAACAACAAACAUGGCGGACGAUCACACAGACGCAGACCAAUCUAUGGAGGGGAACACUCCAAUUGCUGAAAACCCCCAUUCUGAAUAUGGACUGACAGAAAACAUCCAGAGAAUAGUGGAAAACGAGAAAGCCAACACAGAGAAGGUCUCCAAACAGAAGGUGGAUCUGCAGUCGCUCCCCACCAGGGCAUAUUUGGAUCAGACAGUGGUGCCCAUUCUUCUUCAAGGUUUAUCUGUGUUGGCCAAGGAAAGACCUACAAAUCCUAUUGAAUUCUUAGCAGCCUUCCUUCUCAAGAACAAAUCACAGUUUGAAAAUCGAAAUUAAGCCCCAGACGGAUGGAAAUGUGCACUUUGAGGCCAUAUGUUUAAAAUGAAGAAAAUUGUUGUUUCUGUCAAUGGUUAUGUUUGCUAAUGAUAGUGUAUGUUGUUUUUUUAAACCAAAAUAAAGAUUGUGCUGCAGGGAAA
Messenger RNA from Oncorhynchus nerka (sockeye salmon), 547 nucleotides. RefSeq names its product protein dpy-30 homolog. The record is from RefSeq and is a predicted model, not a curated record. Gene Ontology annotation, cellular component: Set1C/COMPASS complex. The transcript has 5 exons. The coding region runs from base 93 to 407 and encodes 104 amino acids. Lineage: Eukaryota; Metazoa; Chordata; Actinopteri; Salmoniformes; Salmonidae.